AUACGGAGCGGUUAUGCGCGACCAAGGAGACGGCCGGUAUGUGCCACCCCAUCUGCGAAACUCAGCAGUGAAUGGUACACAGCCCAAUACCCACAAUGUACAAGCAGCCGCACCCACACAACAGACUCUGACUCUGACUCAAGCAAGUACUGGCCAGGAAAAUGCAAAUGAGCAAGCAAGCGGUGCCCGCUCAGGGGUGGAGGGCAAAGAAGACGCGACAGUGGGUAGUGGGGAGAAUGCGGAGAGUGAGGGAACGCUAACAACGGACAUAGACAUACAGCAAUCACAGGCACCGGACACGGAUACAGACACACCAACGCAACCCACCGACCGACAGGGCUCACAGGGCAGCACAGCAGAGCCCACACAACCUACGACAGACACUCCACAGCCCUCGGAGGAGAAGGCCAAGACAGCUACCCCCGACACCAAGGCCACAAACGCUGGUGGUGACCUCAAGACUGCACCUGAGGGCUCGGAAAAGGGGCCGGAACAGUCCUCGAACACAGCUACACCCAGCUCCGCCUCGCCGUCCGUGAUGUCCGACCCAGCCAUACUCUCGGGCAAUAAGUCCAAGCUCAGACCCACAGCCAAAGCGUUCAACCCGAGCGCCAAGGCUUUUGUACCGGGGGGGGGUAGCAGGACUGACUCUAUGCCACCCGCGCCUGCGAUCAAUGGGGGCAUGGGGGGAGGCAUGCCCAUGAAUGCGGCCGACUACAAGCAACAGCAGCUGCUCAUUCAGCAGAUACUGUUCCAACAGGCGCAGCAGCAACUGAAACAGGCCCAGCAAAUGGGCUUCAGUCCAGGACAGAACUUCUACCCCAACGGUGCUGGGCGUGGCAUGGUUCCCUACUUCGCUGGCCCGGGUGGUGUACCCAUGCCUGUCCCUGCUGGCUAUCAGAUGCCUGGCAGCGGCAGUGGAGGGCCCACACAGAUGGACUACAAUGCCUAUCUCGCAGCCAUGGCUCAGCAACGCAUGAGCCCUAAUAUGGUACCCAUGCCAUUUGAUCCCUCAGGUACACCCUCGCCCAGAGGGGGGUCGCCACUACCACACAACGCGCACGCACAGCCACAGCAGCAACAGCCUAUUCAGCAGCAGCAGCAACAAGGACAGUUGGAUGCCAUGGCUAUACAUGCGCACGCACAGGGGCAAGCGCAUGCGUUCGCACAAGCUCAGGCACACGCUCAAGCUCAAGCCCAGCUCAUGCGCCAGCAUGGAGGCCGGGUAGGACCAUUCUCGCCACACGGACACCCGCAGGGACUGCCAUCUAACAUGCACCAACAACACCAAACACUGGGACAGAAUCAGCCCCAGCACCCAGGUCAAGGGCAGGGCCAUAACAGACCCAAAUCAUCACAUUCACACCAUAGUGGAGGGCGCAGGAGCAAUGCAUCAUCGAAUGCUGCUUCGCCAUCACCACAACCCCCACAGCACUCAGGCAAGAAGUGGAAUAAUAACAAGACACCAAGGGCACCUGUGGUUAGUCAGGAGGCGCAGAACUAG
Molecule: messenger RNA, 1504 nt
Organism: Sphaeroforma arctica JP610
Lineage: Eukaryota; Ichthyosporea; Ichthyophonida
Exons: 3
Source: RefSeq, a predicted model, not a curated record